This is a messenger RNA of Adineta ricciae, 2238 nucleotides long. NCBI's taxonomy places the organism in Eukaryota, Metazoa, Rotifera, Eurotatoria, Adinetida, Adinetidae. The record is from the annotation of a GenBank genome assembly.
AUGUUCUCGAAUCUACUAUUUUGGUUGAUCAAUAUUGUCACAUUAAUCCUCCUAACUAGUCCAUUGUUUUUGCUUUUACCUUAUCUUCUCGUAUUAUUCGUUAUAUUUGUUAUUCCUCUAUUAAUUUUCUUUCUCUAUUGUUAUUUUUCUUUGCAACGAUCUCAAAGUUCAAUUCAAGCGUUUGAAAAUAUCGUCAUUGCUCACCGUGGCGGUCAUCCCUUAGUUUUAUCAAAUGAACUUGAUGAUUUUCCUGAAAAUACCAUCGCUGCAUAUCGAUGGGCAUCGAAGAUGAAAGGUGCCGAUGGAAUCGAAUUAGAUGUUUGGUUAAGUCGCGAUCACAUUCCAAUGGUUAGUCAUGAUGGUUAUUUGGAACAUACAUUUGCUAAUUGUCGUGAAUUUAUCUCAUCGUUAACAUGUGAACAAUUGAAACAAUUCAAAUAUUGGAAAAAGAAUAAACGAGAUAUCUAUGAUCAAAUUGGUUGUGAAACAAUCCCAACUCUAGAAGAGGUUAUCAUCUUUUUGGAAUCAACGAAACUUAAAUUAAUGAUUGAAAUUAAAGAAACACGCAAAAUUCCGGAAAUAUCAAAGAUUAUCAACGAUCUCUACGUUCGAUAUCCAUUUUUAUAUGAACGUGCUUACUGUGCUGCUUUCCAUCCAUACAAUCUCUAUUCAAUUCGCCGUCUCAAUCCACGCAUAACAACAGCAUUUCUGUUUGUGCCAGAUAUAACUAAAUAUUUAAUUCGAAAUGCAAGUCAAACUCCUCAUCCGUUUCCGAAAUUUUUCAUUGACAAUGUUCUACUUCGAUGGAUCAUCGAUUCAAUAAUGAUGUGGUUCGGCACACCGGCUGGUUUAAAAUUUCUCGGAGCAGAUCUAGCUUGUGUUGAACAACGACAAGUAUCACAAAACUUCUUGGAUGAAUACAAAAAUCAACGUUUCAUUGUUUGUGCGUGGUGUGUCAAUGAACGUGAACAAUACCAAUGGUUAAGAGCAAAUGGUGUGUCAAUCAUUACUGAUACGCUUUUCGACGUCAAUGAAGCGCGAUUACUGAAUAGUCGUCCAUUACCACGUCGACCUCAUUUACCAAAAAACUAUGAUGAAUUAUUAAUUGAUCGAAUAUUGAAUGUUUACGAAAAAUCUCGAGAGGAUUUUCGUGUUUCAUUUGCGGGAUUCUUCGAAGGAAUAGACAACAAUUCGUAUGAUUUAAUUUAUAAGGAUAAUAUUUUACAAUUUAUUGCAAUGACAACUUACGGUGUGAAAUAUUGGAGUGAGAUGAACAAAAGGCAACAGCGACGUGUUAAACACUUAUAUAGAAGAUAUCUAAAAAUUUAUCCUGAACAACAGAUGAAAAUACAGUCCGGUUACAAUACACAAAUACGUUUAAGACAUCCAUUCAAAGAUGAACUGCAGUACACACACCAUUCAAUGAUAAAAUACAUAUUAUUUGCGUGUGCGAGAAGUAUAUUUAUCACAGUUAUAAAAUCAUUCGGUUUUGAAUGUCAAAUGGUUAAUGAUGUUCCUUUUUAUAUUAGAAAAUCAUUGAAAUCAACAAAUUUACCUCCGAUUCUAUUUCUUCAUGGUCUUAGUCUAGGAACAAAUAGUUAUAUUUUAUUUAUUCAUCGUUUGUCGUUACUCGAUCGUACUAUCAUUCUUCUGGAUAUUCCUCAUGCAAGUAUGCGUAUACAGACGGAAAUUCUUCCUUUGUCAAGUAUUCUUUCAUCAGUUGAAGAAUUAUUAAAUGCAUUUGAUGUUAAAAAAGUUAAUAUUAUCAGUCAUAGCUAUGGCUCAAUUGUUCAUUCGUGUAUUAUUAAACAAUUAUCACGUUUUGUUCAAGAUCAACCAGCGAUUUUGAUUGAUCCUGUUUGUUUUCUUCUAUUUGAUCCUCAUUAUUUAGAUAAUUUUAUCUAUCGUCAACCACGAACACCGAACCAGUUGCUAUUACACACGAUGUGCACAGAAGAUCUUUAUUCAAUUUAUCAUGUCGAACGUCAUUUAUGUUGGUACGAGUGUGUGCUAUGGACUAAAGAUAUUCAACAGCAUCGAGUUCGAAGUCAUGUGUACUUCUCAGAAAAAGAUGAUCUUAUACCAGUUUCAAUAGUGAAUGAAUACUUAAAAAAGUCGCACAUUGAUACAACAAUCUUUCGACAAUACAAACACGCCCAAUUUCUUAUAUCAGAACAAUAUCAAGAAGAUGUUUUGAAAACUCUAGAUCAAUUAGAAACGCAAUCGAUUACUGUUUAG